GAGCAACAUUAUAUUCGAGCAUGCGCAAGAGCUCGUACUUCUCUAUUUUCGAGGUGCUAUUUUCCAGUUUUCUAAUAAAAUCUAUUUCUAACUCGCUAUAGUUCGACUAAGUAUUGUGCAGAAUGUAUAGAGGACAUCCUAGAGGUAGCAGGGGACCUUUCAAAAGGGGUCCAAAUGGCCGAGGAGGAGGACCCCCAGCCAAGAGGGGAGGCUUUUACAGUGGCCGAGGGGCAGGUGGCUCUAGACCGCAGAUGGGAGGUACAUUGGCAGAGGCAGGGCGGAUCAUUCAAGGAAUCGCUAAAGGAAUCAUGGAAUCAGCAACCUCAACCUCAGCCACUGAGGAUCCAGGUGCUUACGCAGAAGAUAUCUUGGAUGGUCAAGAAAAAGGAUUUACCGAUUUUGAGGGACCAUCCGAGCAUGAAAAAAUGCUAGAGAAAGAAUUAGCCAAAGCGCGACAGCAAAGAAUCAUGGGAACGUCAAAUGUGGACAAGAUAAAUACAGCAUUAAUGCGCCAAUCUAUGGAUGAAGGUGGUGAUAUUGGAUUUGAGGAGGAAUAUGAUGACUAUGACAUGGGACUGGAUGAUUUUGAAGAUGAGUUUUAUGAUGUAGGAUUUGCACCGAGAGGCCGUGGUAUGAUUCCACCAAGAGGGCGGGGUGUACGUGGAAUGAUGGCUCCAGGCUGGGGUAUGGCGGGGAGGGGACGAGCUAGGGGUAUGUUAGGUCCUGUAGAUCCUUUAAUGGCAAGACAUGCAGUGAUGAGAAGACGUAUGAUGGCCAUGAGAGCCCGAGGGAUGGACCCUCGUGGACAUGGUAUGAUUCCAAGGGGGCGAGGCGUACCCCCAUUGCCACUGGCAGGAGGGAGAGGACGUGGUGGAGCUGCUGUACCUCCACAGGAAGCUCCAUAUCACAUAAAAUUCUCGCGGGUCAAGCAAUCACUCCCAAAAAAAUUCGACGAGAAACGAGAUGACCAUCACGAGGAACUCGCUGACCUUUGCAACUCAAACAGACUCUCAUAUACACUGGUCUACAAAUACUCCACAUCUGCGACUAGUUCCGUCUCUGCUAGUAUCUACAUCGGUGCUGUAUUCAUUGAGAGCGCUAGAGGCAGCUCGAAGAAAGAAGCGAGGAAAGAUGCAGUUGAUGCCGCUAUUAAACAGAUUAGGCAAAAACCUCCAGAUUUCUUCCAAAAUCGGGGCAUUCAUCUCCAAGAGAAGUUUCACUUCAAUAACACUGAUUUUGAUCACUUCACACGUGGGAAGCGACAUACUAAGAUCUCCAACAUGGCUGGACUGAUAGGGCAAACUCAGGUCUCAUUUAAGGACUUUGCUGUUCUGGAGACUGAUAAAGAAACCUCACCUACAAUUAAGCUGCUUGAAUCUGGCACAUUUAGUCACUGUCUUGUACAGCUAAUUCUGGAAGAUGCCAGUGAACCCAAUAGUGAGAGUGAAACUUAUAAUCACUGUCUUGUACAGCUAGUUCUGGAAGAUGCCAGUGAACCAAAUAGUGAGAGUGAAACUUAUAAGUGUGAAGCCUUCAUUGGAACUCUUGGCCUACACACCAUGCGUUGCGUCGGGAAAUCUGGUUCGGAUAUAAUUCAUACAGCAAGCGAAGCACAGAAUGAGGCAGCUCAAAAUGCAUUGACAUAUUUGCGACUGACAGCUCCAACUGUAAAGAUGGCAGACACAAACCCAACGACACUGUUUCCGAGGAAUACAGAUUACCCACUUCCUGUGUCAGUGAAGAGUCUGGGAUGUGAUGCAGCUCAACCUUGGUCCAUGAAUGAAGGGGCACUUGAGAACCUCGACAUGUUACUGAAAGGCUUGAAGGAGAAUCAACCACUGAAUGAAAUUUUCAUUUAUGACAAAACUGCACCUAACGGAGACUUCAAGGAGAUUAAAGAGUAUAUAAAGAAAGACUUCAAGGCAACAGAGAAAGAUAUAGAAGGGGUGAAGUAUUUAGCCAUCUCACUGCGACAGACUGCCAUGGAAAUCGUAGGCCACUUAGAAAAGAAAGAUUACAAUAGUGCCCGCUACACGCUACAAACUCCUUCCCUGGAAAACAUUGAUGGUCUGAUUGUGAGUCGCACCUUCAAAAAUAAAACCACUAAUUAUAAUAGACUGCGUAAGUUGUUUGAGGAUUCAAACUAUGAUGACGUAAAACACCACCUGGCAGAGUUCUACUUUGAACUUCAGAAAGAAAUGUUGAAUGAGCCCAGCUACCAAGCAGGCAUGAUCUUACAAGAGAGUUCCACAUUCUCAUUGGCUAAAACGGAGCACGCCUUUGAAUCAGUGACUCUGAAAGGAGGCCUUGAGGUUACAAUGUGCAGCAUAAGAGUAUUUGAUAUCCUUGUGGGUCGGGGACUUGGGUCUACCCAAGCGGAGGCUAAACACUUGGCGGACAAAGUAGUCUACAGAAAACUACAGAAACUAUGUUGGACGGUAAAAAUUCAUGAUAUUGCUAAGAGAAUGGAGUUAGAAGAAACAUCUGAACUGUAUCCAGACAUUAUAAAACCAGAGGAACUGUUUUUACCUAUGCCUGAUGUACCAACGAAUGAUCGAGACUUCACAGUGGUGGAGAUGGCCAAGAUUGAAGAAAAAAUGGCAACUAUGGAGGCUUCAGAUGAUGACCUGGUUUUUCAUCAAGGCUUCAAUCAGCGUGAAAAACAACGUCUGCGCGAGAUAUGUGCCCCAUUCCCUCACCUCUCUCAUAAAUCAAAGGCAGUUAAGGAUCACCUUAUAUUUAAGACCAAAUAUCCGGUAGAAGACAUAUUCAAGGCUGUUAAAGCAUUAGGUGGAAAGACGAAGAAAUAUGAACUGAUUGAACCAGAGUAUAUGCAAUUUGUCAAGGCAAACAAGUUUACGCUGGAUGAAACUGAAUCCAACCAAUCAGAGAUUACCAAGACCAGGAAAUCAAAGCGCCACUUUAAAGAGCUGAUUAUUGUUGAAAUAGAUGGUGAAGUACCCUUAAAGGAUCCUAUGACAUCUCUAGACAGAUGUGCAGACUUCAGUAACAUGCUCUUAGAAUACAAACAUAUGUCGGCAGUCAUUAACAAUGACAUGGUUCACCUAUGUUAUGUGUCAUUAGAGGGCUACAAAGUGGCUGAUGGAAGAGGACUUACUAAAGACCAAGCAAAGGCACAUGCAGCUUCUCAAGUAUUUGAAGCUCUACCUACUAAUCCAAGAAUAUUGAAAACAAUUAUUGGAUGUCCAUUCCCAGAGCAAUCAGAAGGAGAUGAAUCUAACAGUGUAUACACAAUCAAACCCAGUGAUCUUUUCGACAAUGACGACGAGAGAUUUCUGAAGAAGUUUGAAGACAAAACUAAGCUCAAGGUCCUUCUGGGUCGCUGUCAGCUAGAGGCAUACUGCCACCCGGACUUUGUUGACGAUGAACGCGACUUCAUUCAAAAGGUUGCCGAGGAAAGUGGGUUUGGAACUAGUAUUCAUUUCACAACAGACACCAAGAAAAAGUAUUUGCUUUUAGAACGCAAGCUGCAGGGACAUGAUCUUGUUAGAAGGCUUAAAACUGGUGGACUUAAGACCACCUUGUAUAAGAUGUCAUCGCCAUAAUGCAACAUGAUCAAAUAUAUCCAUAUAAUGUUAACAAAGACGUAGCGUCAUAUAUGCAUAAAACGCCAUGUGGUACUCUCAAAUUUAGAGAAAAGUUGAUUUUUAAAUUAAAUUACUGGAAUAUCAUUUACUAGAUCAAAAAAUUAUGGCAGUGAUGUAUCUAAAUAAUAU
This is a messenger RNA of Owenia fusiformis, 3737 nucleotides long. The record is from the annotation of a GenBank genome assembly. NCBI's taxonomy places the organism in Eukaryota, Metazoa, Annelida, Polychaeta, Sabellida, Oweniidae.